Molecule: messenger RNA, 1303 nt
Organism: Benincasa hispida (wax gourd)
Lineage: Eukaryota; Viridiplantae; Streptophyta; Magnoliopsida; Cucurbitales; Cucurbitaceae
Product: GDSL esterase/lipase At5g03610-like
Molecular function (GO): hydrolase activity, acting on ester bonds
Source: RefSeq, a predicted model, not a curated record
UGAUCCAAAACAUCCCCUUGCUAUAUAUAAUGCCAUUAUUGAACUAGUUUGAGCAUGAAUUGAAGGAUAAGACCAAACUUGUGGCUUUCUUUCUAAACAAUACAAUGGAGUCAAUAAAGCUCUUCAUCCCAUUUUUCUUCAUUCUCUCCCUUCUCUCAGAGAAAGGGUUUGCUGGUCAUCACCUUCACCACCAUCAUCUCCACCACCAUUUUCAACCGAGCAAGCUCUUCGUCUUCGGAGAUUCAUAUGUUGACACGGGCAACAUCAGUCCCUCGGAUUCAAAUUAUCCCAAGUAUCCAUAUGGAAUUACCUUUCCUGGCAAACCUGAUGGACGUUUCUCCAAUGGUCGUGUUUUGACAGAUUUUGCGGCAAGAUUUAUAGGGCUGAAAUCUCCAAUCCCAUAUAGACAUUUGGAAAAGAUUGGAAUAGAAGGGGCAAAAUAUGGUGUCAACUUUGCUUAUGGUGGAACUGGUGUAUUUAAAACUGGCUAUGAUUUGCCAACAAUGACCACUCAAAUUGACUUCCUACAAAACCUUAUUGCUGACUCCACAUUUACCCCAAACCAAAUUAGCUCCUCUUUUGCCCUUGUCUCUGUUUCUGGCAAUGACUAUUCUUAUUACCUAUCUACAAAUGGCUCCAUUCAAGGUUUCAUUCCGCUGAUUGAGAAAGUUGUAAAGCAAAUAAGGGUGAAUUUGAAAAGGAUUCAUAGCUUUGGAGUGAAGAAAAUAAGUAUAACAGCAUUAGGGCCAUUGCAAUGUGUGCCAGAAAUCACAGUCGUUUCUGACUUCAAGGAAUGCAAUUCAACUAUUAGUGCAUUGGUGGAUUUCCACAACUUUUUGUUACAACAAGCUGUGGACAAGUUGAACAAGGAAACAAAUGAUUCUCCUUUCUUUGUUCUUAAUCUCCAUAGUGCAUUUUCAUCUAUAAUCCAAAACAAAGGCGUCCCUCAAGAGAACAUAACAUUCGCAACCCCAUUGCAGCCAUGUUGUAUUGGGAUAAACCCUGAAUAUGAUUGUGGAAGUGUUGAUGAACAUGGCAACAAGAAAUAUGUAUUAUGCGAUGAUCCUAAUUCAGCCUUCUUUUGGGAUGCAGUGCACCCUACACAACAAGGAUGGAUUGCUGCCCUUUCCAUCUUGAUAUCCACUAUGAAACAACAUUUCUAAAUCUAAUAGUGCAUCCAUCUAUAUUCUAUAUGUUCUAUGCGUUAUUAUGUAUGGUUUUAAUUAAGUGGGUCAAUGAAUUGUAGUAUUAUCUCUAUCAAUAUAAUAAUAAAGCUUCUCUUUAAAGGGAGAGCAUUAUCGAA